CCUCCCCGCAACUAAACCUGCUGCAACCAUGGAGAUCGACGACGAAGAAGCACCCCCUCUCCUCGUGACCGCGACGGCCGACGCUGCAGCGCCCGACACCUUGAUUGAUGACAUUUCCCUGGUCAAGGUCCCCAUCACUAUCGUAACCGGCUAUCUCGGUGCAGGCAAGACCACCUUGCUCAACUACAUCCUCAACGAGCGCCAUGGAAAGAAGAUUGCUGUCAUCCUCAAUGAGUUCGGUGACUCCGCCGAUAUCGAAAAGUCUCUCACGGUCAGCAAAGACGGCGGCCAGGUUGAAGAAUGGCUUGAUCUCGCCAACGGCUGUCUUUGCUGCACCGUCAAAGACACGGGUGUCACUGCCAUCGAGUCUCUAAUGGAGCGUCGUGGUGCUUUUGAUUACGUGCUUCUCGAGACGACUGGAUUGGCUGACCCGGGAAACAUUGCACCGCUCUUCUGGCUCGAUGAGGGACUUGGAAGUAGCAUCUACCUCGACGGAAUCGUCACGCUCGUGGACGCUAAGAACAUUCUGAAGAGCCUAGAUGAGCCACCGCCGGAAAGCCAGCAUGAUGCUUCUGAAGAAGGCCAUCAUGGUGGCCCGGAACUCACCACUGCCCACCUGCAGAUCUCGCAUGCCGAUGUCGUAGUGAUAAAUAAAAGUGAUCUGGUCUCUGCAAAAGAGCUAGAAGAUGUCAAGCAGCGGAUCAGGGCGAUCAACGCGUUGGCACGGAUACAUGUCACGAGCCACGGCCAGGUGCCGCAGCUGGAGGGUGUGUUGUUGGAUCUGCAUGCGUACGAUGCGGUGACCAAGGACGAGUUGGAAUUCGCGAGUAAAGGGCAUAGCCAUCUAGAUCCUACGAUCUCGACUAUCACUAUUCCACUUCCUCCGCUUCCGGAACAAGGCCUCACAGCCCUUGAUACAUGGCUUCAGUCAGUCUUGUGGGAGGAAAGGUUGCCCGAAGACAUAACCUCUUCUACCCCAACGAAAUUCGAGGUCCAUAGAACGAAAGGCCGGAUACCGCUGACCGACGGAACACUGAAAAUGAUUCAGGGUGUCAGAGAGGUUUUUGAAAUACUCGACUCAAAGGACAGCACGGCCAACUCAGACGCCGAGAGACAGGCAGCCCUGGCGCAAGGUGGAAAGGUCGUAUUGAUCGGAAGAGGACUAGUGGAAGAGAAGUUCGCAGGGAGUUUGAGGAAUGCUGUUGGGGCCUAACUGCAUCCGUAAGACAGGGCACGUAAAUGAGCGAUUAUGAAUGGUAGACACGAUGACGGCAGAAUCAUGACAUUCCGUCCAUUGUCCAAUAUUGUGCUUUUUACCGAGUAGCUGGGUUGGCAUCAUGAUGAUAUCGGCACUACUCAAGUACACACAGGUGUGCAGUCUUUAAAAAGUCGUAAGGCUAUAGCUAGUGGGUCAACGAGUGUAUCCACGGUACUUGGCUGGAACGGCGACAUGGGAUCCAAGCUGGUAACCCACUUGUCCCACAGGCAGAUCGAUCCGACGGGACGGACAUCCAUGUUAGGCUUGCAUGGAGACUAUAAAUAGAGCAGUAAGCCUGCAGAUUCGCUUAAGGUACGGAGACGUCGUUUGUCGAGAUGUUUUCCCUCCAGGUGGUAAGACGGCCAGGCGCACGCACA
Molecule: messenger RNA, 1635 nt
Organism: Aplosporella prunicola CBS 121167
Lineage: Eukaryota; Fungi; Ascomycota; Dothideomycetes; Botryosphaeriales; Aplosporellaceae
Exons: 4
Coding region: 29-1213 (394 amino acids)
Cellular component (GO): cytoplasm
Source: RefSeq, a predicted model, not a curated record